Molecule: messenger RNA, 1410 nt
Organism: Aspergillus bombycis
Lineage: Eukaryota; Fungi; Ascomycota; Eurotiomycetes; Eurotiales; Aspergillaceae
Gene: rvb2
Product: RuvB family ATP-dependent DNA helicase reptin
Exons: 3
Coding region: 1-1410 (469 amino acids)
Biological process (GO): regulation of transcription by RNA polymerase II; box C/D snoRNP assembly; chromatin remodeling
Cellular component (GO): R2TP complex; NuA4 histone acetyltransferase complex; Ino80 complex
Molecular function (GO): ATP binding; ATP hydrolysis activity; DNA helicase activity
Source: RefSeq, a predicted model, not a curated record
AUGGCUGCGCAAAUCACGACUGUCGCGGAGACCAAGGAACUCCGUGGCUUGAAUCUCAUCGCUGCCCAUUCGCAUAUUAGAGGACUUGGUGUCGAUGCCGAUUCUUUACAACCUAGGACCUCAUCCCAGGGCCUUGUGGGCCAGGAGAAAGCGCGAAAGGCCGCUGCCGUAAUUUUGCAGAUGGUCAAAGAAGGCAAGAUCGCUGGCCGCGCAGUGUUAAUUGCAGGACCUCCCAGCACAGGUAAAACAGCACUUGCCAUGGGAAUGGCACAAUCUCUCGGGCCCGACGUCCCCUUCACAAUGCUCGCUUCUUCAGAGAUCUUCUCAAUGGAAAUGUCGAAAACCGAAGCACUCACUCAAGCUUUCCGAAAGUCCAUUGGCGUUCGGAUCAAGGAAGAAAGUGAGAUCAUCGAAGGUGAAGUGGUGGAAAUCCAGAUCGAUAGGAGCGUCACUGGUGGUAACAAACAAGGGAAACUCACCAUCAAAACUACUGACAUGGAGACAAUCUACGACAUGGGCACUAAGAUGAUCGACUCCAUGACCAAAGAGCGUGUGAUGGCCGGCGAUAUAAUCUCUAUCGACAAGUCAUCGGGUAAAAUCACGAAGUUGGGUCGUUCGUACGCACGUUCACGGGAUUAUGAUGCGAUGGGUGCUGAUACCAAAUUCGUGCAAUGCCCUGAGGGUGAACUCCAAGUGCGCAAGGAAAUUGUGCAUACCGUGAGUCUUCAUGAGAUUGAUGUCAUCAACUCACGGUCACAAGGAUUUCUGGCUCUCUUUUCCGGCGAUACCGGAGAAAUUAGGAGCGAGGUUCGGGAUCAGAUCAACACAAAGGUCGCUGAAUGGAAGGAAGAGGGCAAGGCGGAAAUAAUCCCUGGCGUCCUCUUCAUUGACGAAGUUCAUAUGCUGGAUAUCGAAUGCUUUUCCUUCAUUAACCGCGCUUUGGAAGCUGAGCUUGCGCCAAUUGUCAUCAUGGCCAGUAAUCGCGGCCAAGCCCGCAUUCGGGGGACAACCUAUAGUUCUCCCCAUGGGCUGCCUCUCGACUUCCUUGACCGUGUGGUCAUCGUGAGCACACAGCCCUACUCGGCUGAUGAGAUCAGACAGAUUCUGGCCAUCAGAGCUCAGGAGGAAGAGAUUGAUCUCUCGCCGGACGCUUUAGCACUUCUGACCAAGAUUGGCCAAGAAUCAAAUCUCCGAUAUGCUAGCAAUAUCAUCACUACUUCUCACCUCCUGAGCCAAAAACGAAAGGCAAAAGAGGUCAGCAUCGACGAUGUUCAGCGCAGCUACCGGCUAUUCUAUGACCCUGCUCGGAGCGUCAAGUUUGUGAAUACAUAUGAGCAGCGCUUCAUUAGCGACCAAGGCAACGUAACCUUCUCCGCUGCAGCAAAUGGAGACGCUAUGGAGAUCUCUUAG